GUGUCCCUCGGACACAGCGGAUCACCGAUCCACGGAAAGAGCCGAAGAUGUCGACUCGGUCAUGUGAUCAGCUGUGUCCAAUCACAGCUGAUCACAUGGGACAUGUACACUGAUCAUCAGAGCACUGAUGCUCAGUGUGCCCUGAUGAUCUGUGUAGCCCCAGCAGCGCCACCUGUCAGUGUCCAUCAGUGCCAGCUCUCAGUGCUCAUUCAUGCCACCUGCAAGUGUCCAUCAGUGCCACAUCAGUGCCACAUAUUAGUGCCCAUCUGAGCUGCCUUUUAGUGUCACCCAUCAGUGCCAGUCAGUGCCACCUAUCAGUGUUGCCAAUCAGUGCCGCCUAACAGUGCCAUAUAUGAGUGCUGCCUUUCAGUGCCCAUCAGUGAUGCCUGUCAAUGCCCAUCAGUGGCACCUACCAGUGCCUCCUCAUCAGUG
Molecule: messenger RNA, 432 nt
Organism: Staurois parvus
Lineage: Eukaryota; Metazoa; Chordata; Amphibia; Anura; Ranidae
Source: the annotation of a GenBank genome assembly